This is a messenger RNA of Solanum tuberosum (potato), 2486 nucleotides long. Its product is annotated as transcription factor TCP7. Gene Ontology annotation, molecular function: DNA-binding transcription factor activity; sequence-specific DNA binding. The record is from RefSeq and is a predicted model, not a curated record. The transcript is spliced from 2 exons. Gene Ontology annotation, cellular component: nucleus. NCBI's taxonomy places the organism in Eukaryota, Viridiplantae, Streptophyta, Magnoliopsida, Solanales, Solanaceae. Bases 56 to 796 code for a protein of 246 amino acids.
UUUCUUCUGUAUAAUUGGUGUUUAUUUUUCCAUAAAGUUUAGAAAAAAUCUCUACAUGUCGACGUCGGUAGAACCAAACGGCGCCGUUUUACUCGAUUCUACCGCCGGCUCCGGUGGUGGAGUUGCUAAUAGUAAUGGUGCUUUGACGGUGAAGAAACAGCCGGCGAAGGACCGGCAUAGUAAAGUUGAUGGAAGAGGAAGACGUAUAAGGAUGCCAAUUGUUUGUGCUGCUAGGGUUUUUCAGCUAACUCGUGAACUAGGUCAUAAAUCCGAUGGACAAACAAUUGAAUGGUUGUUGAGACAAGCUGAACCUUCGAUUAUAGCUGCUACUGGUACUGGAACUAUACCUGCUAGUUUCUCUACUGUUUCAGUUUCCUUACGGAAUUCCAUUUCUUCUGUUUCUGCUUCUGCUCCGGUUGAUCAUAAGUUGCCGUCGCCGUCGUUGUUACAUCCGUUGAUUUCUCCGGCGCCGUUUUUGCUUGGGAAGCGUUUACGGUCUGAGGAUGAUGAUAACGGAAGUGGAGAUAAGGAUGUGGUUCCUAGUGCUGGGUUUUGGGCUGUUCCUGCUAGGCCGGAUUUUGGACAAGUUUGGAGUUUCGCUGCACCGCCGCCGGAGAUUUCACAUUCCGCGGCGAUGAUUUCGCACCCGUCGAGGCUUCUUCAGCAGCAGAUGGAAGAGGCAUCAGUUGGUAGAGUUGGGAAUUACUUUCCUAUAGCUCAAGGGCAUCUGAAUUUGCUAGCUUCUCUGUCCGGUUCAGGUUCCGGACCGCAGAGAAGGGAUGAUGAUGGACAAUGAAGAAUAUAUGAAGUAUUUGCUGUUUAUGAUAUGUAUAAAUUGAAGUAUUGUUGUUCUUGUUUGUUCGUAUUGUUAAUUUUUAGGUAUUAGGUAGUGUAGUGAGUGAGAAAUGAAGCUAGGUUUUGUUGCAAUUUGUUGAAUUAUUGCUAGGAUUAGAGUGUUUGCUUGUUCGAUCGUUCCAUCAUUGCAUUUGUUAGGGUUUCAGUUCGUUUAAGUUAUGAGUGAUGUAGCGAGAGAGAUAAGACGAGACGCAAGAAUCUAAGGUAGUUUCUUGUGAUCGAUGAAUUUGGUUGGAAUUACCACUACAAGCACAGAACUGCUUAAUAAGUGCUUGGCCAUUUUGAUAAUGGUGAGUGGAUAAGAUAGUUAUUUAAGUGUGGUCUACGAAAACCUGUAGUUCCACAUGAAUGUUUUUUGUAACGAAACCAUGGAGGUUUCUGAUGAAUGAAUUGAAUUCUGUAAUUUGUUGAAACUUUCAGUGACUCAAAUGAGUGUUAUGGAAUUUGUUCCUUAGAUACAUUGUUUCUUGAUUGAAUGAUUUUUCUGCAUUCUCGUGUAUGAAAAGGUUCACUUGUCACUGGUGAAGUGAUGCAUGAUAAGGUGUAAAAUGAAGUCGUUGGAGUGUAUUGGUUGGAAUUAAUAGCGUGCUAUGGACGUUGUAACUGUGACAUUGUCAAGAGCCUUGGGCUUGCUAUCUGUUCCAACAUAUAAACUUGUAGUGAGCGUCAUAUUUUUGAAGCGGAGAAGCUUGAGUUUCAACUUGAGAACUAUUCGAUGAUGCAGAAGUCUAUGUUAUUAUCUUCAUGCUAUACAUUGCUCAGUAGUACUCCGAAGACUAGAUUUCUGAAGCUAGUUGUUGAACUGAUGUAAUAUUUCACAUGCUUAGUAUCAUCACUUGCUAUUUCGAGUUGGAGGAACAGGAGUCUGCACUGCAGUAUGUAGUACUCUUUUCUCUUAAAGCAGUUGGAUAAUUCCGCUCUGCAGCAUCUGAGUUUAAGGAUGCAAUUCAGCUUUUUGCGUUUUUUUUUUCGAUAACAUGUACAUUAUGUCUAUUUACUGUUUGUUAAGAUCACUUGGCUUGAAGAUGGGCUGAUGUUUAGAGGACUCGCAUGGGUUUGCAGGUUUGACCUCCGUACUAAAGGUUACAAAUUUGAUGUUUUUGCUGAUUGAAUUCUCAGGCUUCCGAAGAAAAAUUGCUUAGGUUCUGAAAUGUAUUGGUGAAAGAAGAUCAGAUUGAACUCUCUAGCCUGGCAUCGUCUGGACUUGUGGAACUCUUUUCAACUACCGCGAAGACUUCAGCAGAAGAAGGCUUGCAGACAUACAGUCCAACUAUGUUGCUCGGACUCUUCAAAAAUGUCACCGAGUGCGUGUUGGAUCCUCCAAAAGUAGUGCAGUUUUGGACUCCACAUGCCAGAGCUUUCUUCUACAUUUGUCCUGUGGAAAGGUACUCAUUCAGUGUCGGUAUCGGAAAUAUGUUGGCUGGUAAUACUAGCUUAAGAAUGUCAAGUGUUUGUUGAAUAUGGUUUCAUUUUGGAUGUCUGCUAAGCUGCGAUAUCUUUUGCAUCAUUCUUUGCGGUUCAAUCGUAUAUAGUCAUUGGUGAAGCCUACUAAUUUUGUCAAGGUUGUUCAAGAUCUAAUAUAUAUGUAUGAAGAGUAAUUUUUUACCUACAUAUACAAUAUACUUUUUUGA